Frieseomelitta varia is the source of this 5562-nucleotide messenger RNA. RefSeq names its product sodium-dependent transporter bedraggled. The transcript is spliced from 13 exons. Gene Ontology annotation, cellular component: membrane. The coding region runs from base 221 to 4816 and encodes 1531 amino acids. Gene Ontology annotation, biological process: sodium ion transmembrane transport. Lineage: Eukaryota; Metazoa; Arthropoda; Insecta; Hymenoptera; Apidae. The record is from RefSeq and is a predicted model, not a curated record.
UCUAUAUAAAGAACAAAAAAAGUAAUUUAUAUAAUAAAUUUCUACGUGGGAGAAUAGUUUUAUAAUUACUGGUUUCCAUCGUAUCGGAACAUGAUGAAGAUACAUACGUAUUUGGUUCCCAAGUCAAGCGAAUGUAGGACAAGUUCAAAUGUUGCAUCGGCCCACUUUGUUCAUGGGACUAAGCUAACCCGAUCGUAGAAAUUUAAAGGCAUAUAAAACAAUGUACAAGGUUGUUACACUGCUUGAAUUAAAUAGACAUUUUCUCGUUACAGUAAUUAACCAUUACAGAAUGACCUCCAGCGAAGAUGGUGAUUUAAUCGAUCUUGGAAACGACAUUUGUGUGCCACGGGUGCCGAUUCAAGAAUCAUCGCCCGACGAACAGGAACAUCUUCUCGACGUGUGCUUACCGAAGUUAGAACAAGCAUUGUCAUUAACAAGAAAGCAAGAACAAGUACAAUGCGUAAGCGACAACGGUGAUGUGUUAGUCACGUUAGGUCACGACCAAGUGGUGCCGAAUCAUAAAAGAAUCGACGUCGUUUCAUCCGAUACGAUAAAAAGGAUUCGUGACAUAACUAGGAACUUGGAACCAGUUAUAAGAAAGACUUGUUCCGACAUUAACGAAGAGCAUCAAGACACUGUUGAUUAUGGAAAUUCAUCAAAUAGCAGAGACGAACCUUGUCCUAGCGAAAAGUUCGAAGAUGAGACGUUCGAGGCACAGGAAAUCAAUAAUGCUUUCAAUUUUCUGACAGAACACGACGACAACGAGGAUCAGGCUGACGCGAGGUGUAAUCAUUACGAUCAAGUUAUAAACUCUGGACUAAUCUUAUUAACCUGCCGUACUACGAAAAGCGAAGAUUUAUUAAAUUACCAUGAUAAUGGUUCCUCGCAAGUUCUGAACUGUUGGAAAGACGCAGACACUGAUUUAAACGAUCCAGCUUUUGAAAAUAUUUCAAGGAAGAGUAGGUCUGAUCCUGUUGAUUAUGAUGAACUCGGAGCGAGUAACAUUGGUCCUGAAAAACAAACAUUUGUACGAACAAAUAAAAGAGGAUCAUUUCAGCAUACGCAUCGUAAAUCUUGGACGGAAGGAACUACACUUACAAAUGCAUCGCAGGAUAUAUUUUCUCGAUUCGACAGGUCAACUAGUUUAAGGGAAUAUAAUUGCGAGCCAUCGACUUCCAAUGACAUUCAUCAGCAGUCCAGCUUUAUUUCGAGCUGUUCAACGGAGAAAGGACUGGAGACGAAUGGAGACGAUCAAGAGGACGGAUGUUCAGAAUGUUCGGAAGUAGAUUGGUCGUGGUUGGAGGAAGUAGAAUAUCCGCGGGCUACGGAGUCGUUAGCACCCGGUGUGGUUGACGCGGUUCAGGAGAACACCGAAGGAGGGAAUGCAUCCCCCACCAGUGAAAAUGCGAGGCGCAGGCGCGGCCGCGAGCAUCAGGCUACCGAGGCGGGCUGCAGUGCCGCGAUGUCUGUCUCUGGGACGGUAAAGUCCUUAGUGGUUAAUAGUUCACGAUGGUCAACUGCCGAUCCACUAUCUGAUUAUAACGCCAAUAAUCAAGAUGAAACUGUACAUUGUAACAACGAAACUAUCAAUCGGGAAACACGCGAUAACCCUGCGCUUGUUAACUCCUGGGUACGGGCCUCAAUGAGACGUUUGCGCCACUUGAGAUUACCGGAAGAAACUGAACGACAGCGAAACAUCGAUUCGAAUAAUUGCCGCGGUACGAUCGUGUCCGCGCCAAACUCCCUGCCAGACAUUGCUUUAAUUGCUCCGGAAAUAUUAGCUGCCCAAACAAACGGUACUUCCGGCACCCUCCUCAGGCCGUCCAGCGCUCCUGUAAGAAACUUGAAUAAUUCAAACGUAGUGCCAUCACGGAGAGGAGGUGGAAGACAAUUUAGAGCAAGUCGAUCGCAAAGGACGAGGAGCCGCGAUAUCGCUUCGAGGCAAAGCAGCGUUUUAUCGUCGACCACGGGCAGUGACACAACUGCUUCAGGAACCACGACGUGCUCUAGCUCUUUUGGCGGUGCUUCCACAAGUCCACCUUCCAGCACGGCGACAAGUCCGCAACGUAUCACUUCCAGGCGAGUAUGUGACAGACAAAGAGAUGUUGAUAGGGAUGAAGAUAGAGGAGAAGACGAGGACGAGGAUGCUAAUCCAUUGGGAAAAUGGCCACAUGCUCUUAGUCCAGCCUUGGCAUGCCUUAGUUGCACCCUUGGUCUUUUCAAUAUAAGUAGAUUUUCUAUUCUUAGUGUACAAUUCGGAGCAAAUUUCAUUGUGCAGUUCCUGAUUUUGUCUUUGGUAUUGGGUAUCCCACUUUUGACAUUGCACGUAUGUCUCGGUCAAAGAUUGGCGGCUGGAUCCGUAGAUAUGUGGAAAAUUUCACCCCUCUUCCAGGGUGUUGGUAUAGCUCUUCUAAUUGCACAAGCAUUCAUCGGUAUUUACAGUAUCGUUGGUGUAUCCUGGAUGUUCGUGUACUUUAGGGAUUCGUUUAUAACGAAGCAGGACAAGUACCGAUGGGCAGAACCGUUUUCUUUGUACAGAGAAGAUAAACCUACGCAGAAUAAUAGUAAUUUGCAUAAAUUAUACGAGACAGUACCAGAUUAUUUUAGCGGCGUUGUUUUGCAAAGACAUCAUUUAAACGAGUCAGAGCCUGGUGUUGUAACGUUAAAGUUUCAAGUAGCUUUCAAUUUAGCUGUUGUAUGGAUGAUUGUGUUCGUAUCAUUAAGCAAAGGUUUGAGAUCCUAUGGCAAAGUAGUAUACGUUUUUACAUUGGUGCCUGUAUUUGGUACUUUGGUUCUUUGUACGAAAUUACUUGGUCUCACGCCACCAGGCUCCAUACAUCAACUUUUUCCUGCCACUGUAUGGACUGAGUUUUUCAUUAAUGGCAAAUCAUGGAUAGCAGCAUCUAUCGAGGUUUUCCUUACUUGGGGAUUACUUGGUGCAGCUGCUAUGCAGAUAGCUGCUCACAAUAAGCACAAGCAUCUAUUACAACGAGACACAAGUUUAGUGAUUGUGUUAACUAUCGCAGUUCUACUACUCGCAGCUUUUCUGGCAAAUACUUGCGUACAAGUUCUGAAACAUCACGGAUAUAUUUACAUACCUAGUUCGUUUGAAAGAAUAUCAUCAUACAUGUUUAUGAGACCCGUGAACCAACCAGCACCACCGGGAUACAGCAGUACACCAGAAAGAUUUAUGGCACAUGCAUCGUUUAUUGUUGGAGAACGUGUAACUCGUCCUGGUACAGACUUCAGCGUUGAAUCUGGUUAUCAAGCCUUGAGAUUUUCAACUGAAUUAGUUCCUGCGACGUUGGCGUUACUAGGCACUGAGCAAGUGUCGCCGUUCUGGGCAAUCCUUUUUUAUUUUAUUCUUAUACUAUUUGGAAUAGCUCAACAGCUAGCAAUAUGGCAUUGUGUGAUAACUGGUAUCAUGGCAAUUAAUGCGAAAAUGAUGAAGUUAUGGGAAACUACUAUUACAUUCUUCAGUUGUGCUUGUGCUUACAUACUAGGUUUACCUAUGGCUACCGAGUUGGGCAUACACGUCGUAUAUUAUCUAGACUACACAAUUGGUGGUACUUGGUGGAUAAUGAUUUUAUACUUGGUGCAAGUUGGUGCUGUAUUCGCAGUGCGAGGACGUCCACAUAGUGGUGAAGCGGUGGUAGCCGAAUUGUUUCCUCCAACUGGUCGAUGUCUCAGACACUGGGCUGGUCCACUUUUGUCAUUCACGUGGAAUGUCGUGCUACCUGUAAUUCUUAUGAUUCUUAGCAUUACGGUAUUUAAAAAUGCUGGAUUUCGAGAACUUUACUCCUAUCGGCGUACCGCUAGAGAAUACUGGUCAAUUUGGGCAAAACAACUUGGAGCUACGAUUCAGUUAGUACCAAUAUUAACAAUACCGGCAGUGGCUAUCAUACAGACAUGUCGAUAUUUGAACAAUGGUCCGCCUGAUAUAUUUGACAACAAUCAAAUGGAAGUUAAUGUAAAUCACUGCGAACAAUGCAAUGGUAGAAUUCAAUUGUUGUAUCGACCAUCUUUGGAACCGGAUGAUUCUCGAGACGGGCAGACGCAUACUGGGAACGAUAUGAGUACCAGUAUUCACGGCAAUGGUAUUGUGCAUGCGACAACCGAAGUGCCGUUUGAAGAUCCACCGCCAAAAUACACACCUCCUCCAAGUUAUACCACAGCAACGGGAGCGAGAAUAGCGAAAAUGUUACGGCAAAGUUUUCGAAGAAGUGUACGUCGAAUAGCGAAUGUGCUCGGCGAGAGCAGCACACCGAGACAGAGACCGGCGCUACAACCUCCACCCCCUGAUUACGCCACUGUACUUGUAGAAAUGAAUCAAAGUAGACAAACGCAAGACGUAACGAUUCACAUAACUGAAGUAAGAAACGAGAACGCCAAUUCUAACAUUCAGAAUAAUGCUACCGAAAGACAUAGACCUAACACGAUAGAUAGAACGAUGAGAAUCGGCGCGGUAGAACGUUCAGUAGGAAGAACGCAUUCGACGCUCGAGAGACCUCGUCGACCGUGUAUAACUUCAUCGAGCAGUUCGAAUUUGACUGCGGUUGAUGUGGCUAAUUUACUUCGUAGUAGCAUUAGAAGAGGGACUACGCGAACUCAACAGUCUCUGCGUAGAAGUUUUUGCCACGACGAAUCGACGGUAGCAGCGUCCGUUGAGAAUCUAGUCGAGGCUGCAGCGCCGAUCGGUGAAGAAUCUUUGGUCCUUCCGAAGGACGUGUCUCUAGUCUCCAAUGAACAGGCUAACGAUAAUAGCGACGAUAAGAAGACUGCCGAAGAAACGGACGAGUCCGUUUCUGUGAUAUAGACUAUAUCUUUUCUUUCGAGCCUUUAUGAAGAAUAAUAUGACUGUUAUUUAAUUUCUGCUGCAUAGUGUUACGGUGAUUUAUUCCUUGUUUCAUUUGUAUCAAUAUGCGUCUUUGCAAACUAUUCAAUAUAAUAUAAUAUAAACAAAUUGCCGAUGAUAUCAUCGAUGAUAUCAAUAAAUGAAAAAUUAAUUUUAUCUUUUAGACUGAAUUCAGUAUUUUCUAAUCUUGUCACAUAAAUAAUGGCAUAAUUUCUUAUCACUUUAAUUACUGUGACGCGCAAAUGAAAAUCGGAUAGCAACGUGCAGUGAAACAUAUCAUAAACUCGUUUUGUUACUUACUAUAGACAUUGAUUUUAGAUUGUGUACGUUAAAUUUUAUUAAUGUUCAAUUUGCUUUUAACCAGUCUAUUUUAGCAUUUUGGCAUUUUUUUUAAUUAAGACUGUGCAACUAAAAUGUUUAUGUGUAAUAUACUGCUGUAACUUUUUAGUAGAUUCAUGAUAUUAGUGUACAUAAUAUUUUAACAAAUCUUAAAUUCGCUUAAGCAUUUUGUUCGUUAAUUAUGAUGGCUGUUUAGUGUUACAAUAAUCUAAUCCGUCCAACAUCCAUCAAAGUCUACAUAUUAAUUUUUGAGCAGUGGUUAAUAUGCAGGCUAGACCAGCUAAUUGGGAUCACUUAAAUAUUUAUAUAUCUUACUUGUUAUAUGAAAAUGCUUCUCAGGACAAAAUUAUAUUCUAUACAUUCACUCA